Messenger RNA from Chelonus insularis, 694 nucleotides. RefSeq names its product zinc finger protein 768-like. Bases 144 to 674 code for a protein of 176 amino acids. The transcript has 3 exons. NCBI's taxonomy places the organism in Eukaryota, Metazoa, Arthropoda, Insecta, Hymenoptera, Braconidae. Gene Ontology annotation, molecular function: RNA polymerase II cis-regulatory region sequence-specific DNA binding; DNA-binding transcription factor activity. Gene Ontology annotation, biological process: regulation of transcription by RNA polymerase II. The record is from RefSeq and is a predicted model, not a curated record.
GAAAAAGAUUUGAAAAGACAUAAGAAAUAUGAAUGUGGAAAGCCCCGAAGAUUUAAAUGUCCUUACUGUGAAUACCGUGGAAAAUUACGUUGUGCUGUUUAUGGACAUGUUCGAUCAAGACAUCCUCUUAUGAGUAAUGUACAAUGAAUCCACACAUUCAAAAUUAUCCAAGGAGAAGAAGAAGGCGAAUCCAUCAUUCAAGUUACAAUGAAGCCCGUCAUCAGUGUCCAAAAUGUGGUAGAGCUUACAACCAUCGUAGUAACAUGUUAAGACAUUAUAAAAAUGAGUGUGGUGUUCCUCCGCGUUUCCAGUGUCCUUAUUGUAAUAACAACUUUUCACAACGUACUAGUACUUGGUCUCAUAUCCGGAAAAUUCAUCCAAAUCAUGGUUUUUAUUAUGAUCCACUACACGAAUUGAAGACUACUGUUAUAGCAGACCGCAAUAUGAGAAUUUUCUAUUGUCCAAAUUGUUCAAAGUCAUACAAAUGGAAAAAAUCAUUGAUGGUUCAUUUGAGAUAUCAAUGCCGACAAUUGCCGAGAUUUGAAUGCCCAUAUUGUGGCGUUAGAAAUUAUCAAAAAGUUCAUAUUCUACGACACUUGCAAACUCACCAUCCAGGUUUAUCGGAAAUUUGUAGGGAUAUUGAAAAGAAUUCUAUUCAUCAUUUUUCGUUAUAAAUAAAUUUCUACAAAAAUGA